AUGGCGGCGCGCGCUCUGGCGGGCGCCUUGGUGCUGGCGCUGUGGGGCUGGACGCCGGGGCCGGCCGGGGCCGUGGACGCCAUGGGCCCCCACGCGGCCGUCCGUCUGGCGGAGCUGCUGACCCCGGAGGAGUGCGGCCACUUCCGGUCGCUCCUGGAGGCGCCCGCGCCGGACGUCGAGGCCGAGCUGGCCCGGCUUUCCGAGGACCAGCUGGCGCGGCCCGAGCCGCUGCCGACCGCGUCGGCGUCGUCGGGCCGGCUGUGGAGGCGGCGGCGGCGGCGGCGGCAGGCGGCCAAGGACCCGGCGGAGGGCACAUCGGGCGGGUCGCCCGAGCCCGGGGAGGUCUCCGACGGCUGCCGGGAGGCGUUGGCGGGCUGGCUGGCUGCCCGGGCCACGUCCCUGCCUUGGGACCGCGUGGCCCGGGCCUUGCGGCGCAGCGGACGCCCGGACGUGGCCAGGGAGCUGGGCAAGAACCUGCACCAGCAGGCGACGCUGCAGCUGCGCAAGUUCGGGCAGCGCUACCUGCCGCCGCCCGGCGCCGCGGCUCCCGGUGCGGCCCCCGGCCCGGCCCAGCGCCCCAGGCGCGCCGCGGCCCCCACGCCGAAUUGGGACGAGCUGGAGCUGAUCGUGGAGCGCCUGCCCCAGCCCCCGUACGAGCGGAGCCCCACGGGCUGGGCCGGGCCGCUGGCGCUCGGCCUCCUCACCGGCUUCGUGGGGGCGCUGGGCACCGGAGCGCUGCUCAUCCUGGUCACGCUGUGGAUCACCGGCGGCGACGGCAACCCGCCCGCCGCUCCCCGGCUCGGGCCCGCCGAGGCAGCGGGCUGGUGGGAAACAAAGCCGCUUUUGACUACACGGCUCACGUCCCGGAAGGCCUGGGCUGCAGGUGGGCCGGCUUCUCCCGCGCCUCAUGCCCUCCACUGUCAAAAGGGAGCACAGUCCUGCUGGAGUGCUGCUCUGGACAGAUUAUAA
Lemur catta (Ring-tailed lemur) is the source of this 969-nucleotide messenger RNA. It is a transcript of the gene TMDD1, whose product is annotated as transmembrane and death domain 1. NCBI's taxonomy places the organism in Eukaryota, Metazoa, Chordata, Mammalia, Primates, Lemuridae. The transcript has a single exon. Gene Ontology annotation, biological process: signal transduction. The record is from RefSeq and is a predicted model, not a curated record. The coding region runs from base 1 to 969 and encodes 322 amino acids. Gene Ontology annotation, molecular function: protein binding.